Messenger RNA from Daphnia magna, 2431 nucleotides. RefSeq names its product probable serine/threonine-protein kinase ireA. The record is from RefSeq and is a predicted model, not a curated record. Gene Ontology annotation, molecular function: cysteine-type endopeptidase activity; RNA endonuclease activity; ATP binding. Lineage: Eukaryota; Metazoa; Arthropoda; Branchiopoda; Diplostraca; Daphniidae. The transcript has 7 exons. Gene Ontology annotation, biological process: protein phosphorylation; intrinsic apoptotic signaling pathway in response to endoplasmic reticulum stress; proteolysis. Gene Ontology annotation, cellular component: IRE1-TRAF2-ASK1 complex. Bases 67 to 2304 code for a protein of 745 amino acids.
AAAAUUUCUUAAAUCUCCAUCCGAACUAUUUUCUCGUUGCAGUUUACUUAGCAACAGUUGGGCAAGAUGUCCCUGUCGCUAUUAGUUAAUAUUAGCCCAUCUUCGAAUGUUCCAAACUUAGGGCACCUGGAACUAGGUAAUCGUAGCUGUAAGGAAAAUAGUGGUGAUGGUUCAUCCAGCGAAGGAAAGACCAAGGACGGAUUACCAGAGCAAAAUGAGUUAACUUCUCGUGAAAUCCGGAUUACUCUUGAUAGCCCCGAUGAUGUUUACAGCCAAAUUUGGCAGGUGAUUCAGAAAUAUCCGUCGCUGGGUGUGACGGAGCUCAGGAUUCUUCCCAAUGAAAUUGUUUCCAAAAGUGGUAGAGCUUGGGUACGAAGUGGUGGCAAACUGAGCUACGACUGCAAGUGGUUGCAGAACGAUAAAGGAUCCCGGAAGUGCGAGCCCAUGACGUUUUUGAACUCUCCAAGACAAGCAUCGUCUAAUCGACGUCGAAUUUUUCAAGGUUUUCACGAAUACGAUAUUGCAGUAGCCAUCGAAAGAACAGAAAUGACGGCCGAUUUGAUGACCGAAAUUGAACGUGAAUUUCUUAUUCUAAGAGAAUUGGAUAUUCACGAAAACUUUAUUCGCUAUUUCUGCUAUGAAACGGAUCAAAAAAACGAUUUCGUGUAUAUUGCGACAGAGCUGUGCUUGUGCUCUAUUGGUGACAUCUUUGAGCGUGAACCGGCAAAUGGUCCGUUGAAAACGGCUAUAUUAUCAUCGCUAACAGCAAAGGGAAUCUUGUUCCAGGCAACCAGGGGACUUGACUACCUUCACCAAAAUCAUUUCGUCCAUCGCAACGUAAAGCCGAGCAGUUUCCUUGUAAAGGAAAUACUAUCGGGCAGUGGCUCGCCUCGUUACGCAAUCAAGAUAACAGAUUUUCGGUUGAGCAGAAUGCUUGAUCCUGAUAAGGAUUUGUCUGGAACUGUUGCGUCGGAAGGGUGGGAGUCCCCCGAGAGCCGACGCAAGAAUCAGCCACUUCAUCAGUCCUUGGACGUGUUUAUUCUCGGCUGUUUCUAUCACUACGUCUUGACUGGAACAGACGAUGUGGGUUCCAGGCCGUCUCAUCCGUUUGGUGAUGGUGAAGGUGCACGUCUUCAGAACAUUCCCAAUUCUAAAUACGCUGUGUACAAAGAAAAAUGGAAGCCAUCACGAGUACAGAAUGAAAAUGCAAUAGCUUUGAUUAAGCAGAUGCUCCAGUUCGAUGAAAAACAGCGGCCAAGCUUAUCGCAAGUCCUCGACCAUGAAUAUUUCCGACCACCGACCAAGGAACACUAUCCAAUAUACGAUUCUAACAAGCCAGGCAUUUGCGUUAUCUUUAACCAGGAAUAUUUCUCCAAGCUUCAACACCGGGCCGGAAGCGAAUCUGAUUGGAGAAGCUUAAAACGCAUCUUCUUGAAAUUGGGUUUUGAGGUUGUCAUUCAUCACGAUUUGAUGUCGUACGAUAUCAAAGGCGAGAUGAAAAAACUGGCAGCUAGAGAUUUCUCGCAAUAUGGCUGCCUAGUUGUUUGUCUCUUGUCUCACGGCAUAGAGAACGCUGUUGCCGGCUUUGACGGGCAUUAUGUCAACAUUAACAAGCUCAAGUACAAAUUUUCCUACAACUUUUGUCCUAGCCUGUACGGCAAACCGAAAAUCUUCGUCGUUCAAUCGUGCCAAGGAGAAUUGGAACAGAAUCAAAAACAGGUCGUACCACUAGUCUUCCCAGGAUCAGACAGUGCCGAAGGAAACAAAGAAUCUACCGUGCAGCUGAGCCCUGCAUCCGCUGCUAUCAAAUACAUGUCCAAUUGCUUUAAAUCCUUCAACGUCAAAGAAGACAAACUCAAUCGGAAUCCCCCUAUUAUGGAUUUUAUAACCAUUAAAUCCACUAUUCCGGGUUUCGUUUCCUUACGGAAUUUUUGUACUGGUUCCUUUUUCAUUCAAGCAUUGUGUCAGAAAAUGGAAGAAGAAUAUUUAACCAGCGCGUAUGACGGCAUGCUGCCCGAUGAAAAGAUCAUUCGUGACCUGGAGGGGAUCUUGAGAGGAGAGGACGGCGUCCAGUCCAUCAUGAACAGCAAUAUAACGAAAAAAGAAUAUAGGCAGACCAUUUCGUGCGAAACCUACCUCAGGAAAUACAUCGUGUUCAGACGCAUCACCAACCAGAACGUCUUUACCGAUGACGAUGCAACAGAUAACGAUGGUGAAUCCAGCAAUCGCCGACUAACAGAACGAAACCAUUUCUUCGUUAACAAUAGCGCCCCGUCUCCGGCAGAAGAAUCCGCGUCACCUUAAAAGGUUCAAGUUCGGCUAGUCUUGUCAUUUAAAAGAAAAUUUUAUUCGUGUAUUUGUAUAUGUGUAUUGACACUAUAAUUGUUUAACGCCGGCAUUCUAGGAGAAACAAUAAAGAAAGAAAUACCAA